Messenger RNA from Malus domestica (apple), 810 nucleotides. NCBI's taxonomy places the organism in Eukaryota, Viridiplantae, Streptophyta, Magnoliopsida, Rosales, Rosaceae. The record is from RefSeq and is a predicted model, not a curated record.
AUGGUAGGUAUAUGGGGACCUGUUGGAAUAGGUAAAACAACAAUUGCUAAAGCUGUUUAUAAUUCUGUUGCCCAGCGGUUUGAAGGGAGUUGUUUUUUGGCAAAUGUUAGAGAAAUUUCAAUGAGUCCUGGAGGCCUUGUUCGACUACAAAACUUGCUUAUUUCAGACCUUCUAAGGCUAAGGGUAGAUGGAUCGGAAUCUUUGAAGGUGCCAAAUAUUGAUUUAGGGAUCAGUAUGAUAAAGGCAAGGUUGGGGCAUAAAAAGAUUCUCUUAAUUCUCGAUGAUGUGAAUGAUUUGAGCCAGCGUUUGCUAACUGCUCACGGAAUUCACCCUAUAUACAAGGUCAAGAAUUUAGAUCCUGUUCAAGCUUUGGAGCUCUUCAGCUGCCAUGCCUUCAACAAUAGCAUUGAUAGAAUGCCAGAUGACUGUAUGCAAACCGCAAUUACUGCAUCAAGCUAUGCUCAAGGGCUUCCAUUAGCUCUUGUAGUUUUCGGUGCAUUUAUGCGUCAUCGAAGUACAGACGAAUGGAAAGCUCCAUUAGACAGGAGAUUUUUCAACCGAGAAAUUCACGACAUUCUCAAAAUAAGUUUAGAUGCGCUAGAGGAAUCAGAGAAAAAUGUUUUCCUGGACAUUGCUUUUUUCUUAAAAGGUGAAGAUAAGGACUCUCUGAUAAAAAUAAUUGAAGGUUAUCACUAUAGUCCACAGCUUACUAUUGGAGUACUCUUAGAUAAUGCCCUCAUCGAAAUUGAAGAAAAUCGUGUUUGGAUGACCGAAGUCCUAGAAGAUAUGGGUAAAGAAAUAGUUCGCUGA